AUGCCAGGUCCUCAGGUUCACGAGGGGAUGGUCCACCGGAUAGAGGUGGAGAAUUUCAAGUCUUACAAGGGUCGGCAGGUCAUCGGCCCGUUCAUGAAUUUCACAGCCGUGGUUGGCCCGAAUGGCGCGGGGAAAUCAAAUCUCAUGGACGCCAUAAGCUUCGUGCUGGGCGUGCGGUCUGCGCAUCUACGCGGCUCGCAGCUCAAGGAUUUAAUCUACGCCUUGGACGACGACGAUCGCGAUGACCCGAACCGCGGAGCGCACGUGAUGCUGGUGUAUAUAAAGUCGUCGCAGCCCGCUUCGACGUAUUCUGGGAUGGAGGAGCUGCAGUUCACUCGCGCUAUAACGAGUUCUGGCAGCAGCCAGUAUCGGAUCAACGGCUCGGUGGUUUCAUGGGACGACUACAACUCGCGGCUUAAGGACAUCGGCAUCCUCGUUAAAGCACGAAAUUUUCUCGUCUUUCAGGGUGACGUGGAGUCGAUCGCGUCCAAGAGCCCCAAGGAGCUGACGGGGCUGUUCGAGCAGAUCGCUGGAUCGGACGAGCUGCGCAAGGAGUACGAGGCGCGCGAGGCGGACAAGAGCCGCGCGGAGGAGCGCACCAUGUUCGCGUACCAGAAGAAAAAGAACAUGAGCUCGGAGAAGAAGCACAAGAAGGAGCAGAAGGAGGAGGCCGAGCGGCACCUCAAGUUGCAGCAAAAUCUGAAAGACAAGCGCGCCGAGUUUUACCUCUGGCAGCUGUACUGCAUCGAGAAGGAGAUGAACGCGGCUCGCAGCGCGCUGGCGGCGUCGCGGGAGGAGCUGCAGCGCGUGCAGGAGGAGCAGGGCGACGUGGAGAAGCGGCAGCGGGAGAAGAUGCGCGAGCGCGCAGUGCAUAGCAAGGACGUGUUGACUGCAGAGAAGAAGGUGGCGCGCAAGGCUGCAGAAAUUGACAAGAAGCGGCCGGAGAUGGUGAAGGUGAAGGAGGAGAUGCGGCGCGCGGAGCAGCGGCUGAAGGAGGACGUGGAGAAGCUGGAGAAGCUGCAGGCGCUGCAGGCGCGGCAGCAGGAGGAGGUGGCGCGGUUGGAGCGCAGCCUGGAGGACGUGCAGGGCGAGCUGGCGGACAUGGAGGGCAUGAGCCAGGCGGGCGGCCAGCAGCAGCUGCACCUCGCGCAGAGCCAGCUGGAGGAGUACCAUAAGAGGAAGGAGGAGGCAGGGUCUAAGACGUUCAGGCUGCGGCAGGAGAAGGAGGCGCUGGACCGGCAGCAGCAUUCGGACGUGGAGGCGCAGAGGAGCAUGGAGGCGAGUGUGGCGCAGAUGGCGGGCAGGGAGGAGCAGCUGGGCGUGCACCUGGAGCAGGCGCGCGCGCGCGUGGAGCGCGUGGGGAAGGACCUGGCGGAAGGGAGAGAGGCUCUUGAGCGGCUGAGGAAGGAGGAAACUGAGAUGCGCGAUCGCCACCGCCGCGCUCGGCACCGAGCAGAGGCACUGGAGCAGCGGUUGGAGGAGGCAGAGGCGCAGCUGCGGGAGCUGAAGGCGGACCGGCGGGAGAACGAGCGCGAGACGAGGAUGGCAGAGACUGUGGCGACCAUGAAGCGCCUGUUCCCGGGCGUGCAUGGGCGGCUGUCGGACCUGUGCAAGCCCACGCAGCGGCGGUUCAACAUGGCGGUUACUGUGGUGAUGGGGAAGCUGUUUGAUGCUGUGGCUGUGGAGGAUGAGCGCACGGCCAAGGAAUGCAUUGAGUACCUGCGCGCGCAGCGCCUGCCACCCAUGACAUUCAUUCCCUUGCAGACGGCGCGAGUGAAGGCAGUGAACGAGCGCCUGCGGUCGCUGGGAGGCACAUGCAAGCUCGUGCUGGACGUCAUUCAAUAUCCUCCUCACCGCACUCUCUCUGCCCUCUUCCUCUUCCUCCUCCCCCCUCACUCCUCUGGUGCUGCUCUGGUCUUGCCCACUGCAACUCCUCUGGAGGUGGCGAUGGUGUAUGCUGUGGGUAACACACUCGUGUGUGACACUCUGGAUGAGGCUCGAUCUGUUGCGUGGGGCGCAGAGAGGCACAAAGUGGUGGCACUGGACGGCACGCUGUUGGCCAAGAAUGGCUGCAUGACAGGAGGCACCAGUGGAGGCAUGGAGACACGCUCGCAGCGCUGGGACGAGCAAGAGGUUGAAAAGCUCAAGGCAGCGCGGGACAAGGUAGCCAAGGAGCUGUCAGAGGUGCUGUCAGUGCGCGAGACACAGAGCAAGGAGCAGGAGAUUGCUGCGCGGAUCGCAGGGCUAGAGAGGAAGACACAGUACGCAGAGAUGGAACUGAAAAUGUCUGAGGAAAAGGUGGCGAAGGCGGAGCAGGAAUUGGCAGUGAUGGUAGCAGAGAAGGACAGAAUCGCCCCGGAAAUCACCCGGCUGACUGCAGCAGUAGAGGCACGGCUGGAGCAAGUGGGGGCGAAGGAGCAGAGGAUAAACGAGAUCAUGGACCGGGUGUUCCGCGAGUUCAGCCGCACCGUGGGAGUGGCGAACAUACGAGAGUACGAGGAGAACCAGCUGCAGCAGGCGCAGCAGCUUGCGGAGCGCAGGCUCGCUCUUGCCAACCAGAUUGCCAAGCUCUCCAAUCAACUGGAGUAUGAGCGGCGGCGGGACAGUAAGGGGCCAGUGGAGGCGCUACAGGCAAGCAUGGAGCAGCAGAGGCAGCACCUGGAAGAGCUCACACACACGGGGCGCAGGCUGCAGGCCGCUCUGGAAAAGGCCCGGGACGAGCUGCAGGCACUCAAGGUGCCCGUGGAAGAGGCGAAGGCCCAGGCAGAGGCAGUGGAGGCAGAGGUGCAGGCUCUGAGCAAGGCUGCCAGUGCACUCACGGCCAAGCUGGGCAAGGCCAAGCGCAGCAUCACUGCUAAGGAGGCGAUGGUGGUGCAGCUGCACGCGCGGAGGGGAGAGGUCCUAGAGCGGUGUGAGAUGGAGCAGGUGCCAGUGCGCACAGCAGCGGGUGCGCUCGUGCCCUCAGUGCCGCUCACUGACACACAAGCAACAGGAGCAGCAGGGGGGUCCAGCCAGGCAGGCAGCAGCAGCGCUGUGGGCAGCGGGGGAGGCGCGGCAGCGGAUUUUUCGGCAGGGGUGGACGAGCCUCUGGAUUUCUCGACGCUGCCUUCCAGCCUGAAGAAGGCAAUGACGGGGGAGGAGAGGGAGCGCAAGGAAGCAGAGCUGCGCAAGGAGAUGGAGGAGGUGGCGGGGGAGCUGGAGCGCACAGCCCCCAACCUCAAGGCGCUGGAGCAGUUUGAGGCCCUGCGCGCCAAGGAGCGUGAGAUGAGCGAGGAGUUUGAGAGCAUUCGGCGCGAGGCCAAGGAGGCGGUGAAUGCCUUCAACCACGUGCACCAGCAGCGCUACGAGCGGUUCAUGGCAGCAUUCGCGCAUGUGUCAACGUGCAUCAACCGCAUAUACAAGGACCUCACCAGCAGCUCCGCGCACCCUCUAGGCGGCACGGCAUACCUGAGUCUGGAGAACGAGGACGAGCCCUUCCUGCACGGCAUCAAGUACACGGCCAUGCCGCCCAGCAAGCGUUUCCGAGACAUGGAGCAGCUGUCCGGAGGGGAGAAGACCGUCGCUGCACUCGCACUACUGUUUGCCAUCCACAGCUACCGCCCGUCGCCCCUGUUUGUGUUGGACGAGGUGGAUGCAGCUCUAGACAACCUCAACGUGGCCAAAGUCGCGGCAUACAUCCGCGCCAAGUCCCGCCACACCGCUCACGCCUCCGACCAGCAGGCCCCAGACGGCGGCGCUGCUGCUGAUGCCUCGCAGCGGCUGGCAGAUGGGGCGGGCGGAGCGGGGGGUGAGGCGGGGUUUCAGAGCAUUGUGAUCUCGCUCAAGGACCAGUUCUACAGCUGGGCUGAUGGGCUCAUUGGGGUUGUGCGCGACUCUGAAGACAGGUGA
This is a messenger RNA of Closterium sp. Naga37s-1, 3888 nucleotides long. The record is from the annotation of a GenBank genome assembly. NCBI's taxonomy places the organism in Eukaryota, Viridiplantae, Streptophyta, Zygnematophyceae, Desmidiales, Closteriaceae.